Mycotypha africana is the source of this 762-nucleotide messenger RNA. RefSeq lists its product as uncharacterized. The record is from RefSeq and is a predicted model, not a curated record. Lineage: Eukaryota; Fungi; Mucoromycota; Mucoromycetes; Mucorales; Mycotyphaceae. The transcript is spliced from 4 exons. Bases 1 to 762 code for a protein of 253 amino acids.
AUGAUCAUAACACGAAACCAAGCAAUAUGCAUGCUUUUUUAUGUUGAUUAUUCUGAAGAAAAUGUUAAAAAAUGUGAAAAGAAAAUUGAAGACCUUGGUGAUUUUGAAAUCUGCUACAAUGCUGAUCCCAAACAACCAAUACUUGUUUCAAAACAGAGGAUUCGCGGUGAUCCUUUCACAUAUCGCACCUACUUGCCUUCCGAUGAUAUGCCAGACAAUAGUUUAAAAAGAAAAAGGAUAGAAUUCCUCGGUGUUACCUUUUUCAAGAUGGUGUUCGAAUGUUCGAUUAGCAUUCUUAAGAGCCGAGGAAGAAAGAAAAAGCAAUAUUCGACCGAGAUUUGCCAUGUUAUGGAAGAACAAUUCCAUGAAAAUGGUAGACAACUUGCAAACUCCCUGACAACCAGAGUGUAUGUCUCUUUUUCCAGUUGUGCGUCCACUCCUUUCAGGGAAAGAGAUACCACGGCCAGUAAAUCUGUACUCAAAUUAACCAACGUGAACGGAGAUACACAAGAUAUGCUUCACUAUUUACAAUCUGCAAAACAUAAUAUCUGUUUGGUAUCUAUCGAUUACGCAGGGCUUACGUCAAGAUCACAAGAGCUAAGAAGGUUGAUCGAAAACAAUGAAAAGAUAAAGAAAAUUGCAAUAGAUACUUUUGCUUUGGACAGUGAAAUCCAUAUAUUUGAUACAAAGCUUUUAGCAUCUGAUCCUAGCCUUCUUACCAAGUUUGAUUGCCGAAAGAAGAUCUUACAACGAUCAAAAUAA